Messenger RNA from Salmo salar (Atlantic salmon), 888 nucleotides. RefSeq lists its product as uncharacterized. Lineage: Eukaryota; Metazoa; Chordata; Actinopteri; Salmoniformes; Salmonidae. The record is from RefSeq and is a predicted model, not a curated record. Gene Ontology annotation, molecular function: protein binding.
UUCCCAAAAGAAAGUGAAAGUUGAACUAUACUCAACUGAAAGAGAUAAAGGGCUCACUCAGCCAUAUAAAUGUGUAGAGGCAGCGUACCACCAUUCAACUUCAAAGAAGACUAAGUAGAAGAAUAAGCUAUAUCAGACAGAUUCUUACAUUUACAAAAUGGGCGGAAUCUACAGUUAUUUCUACCCAGAGUCUUCAGGGGAAAUCACAGUUGUCGCUCAGACAGAGACCUAUCAGGACACAGACAGGUCACGAGAGCAACAAGGUGAUAAGAAUAACACCGGGAAUUUCCUGGGGGAAUCACCAAGUGCCUUAGGUGCCAAUGACAACAUUGAGGAUGUGGACAAGUUCAAUGUCCUUGUGAGGUGUGCGGGAAAGACCUUGGACAUAGACGUGUUCCCUCUGGAGAGAAUAGCAGUUCUGUUGGAAAAUGUAUGUCAACAGGCAGGAAAGAAACGCAGCACAAUGAAGCUUGUUUACAACGGGGAAAUGCUGGACGAGAGCAAAACAGUGAAACACUAUAAACUACGAAGAGGAAACUCAGUCAACCUCAUUCAUGCCUAAGUCAAUGUGUUACUUAUUCUUACUGUAUGUGUCAUCAUAGCUGCAUAAAGCAGAAUAUAAUAUCAAUUGGUAUCUGUGUCUCAAAACUGAGUAAGGCUAUAAGAUGCACUACACAUAAAUUGUAUUACAUAGUAUCAUCACCUACGAUUUUAUAAGCUAAUCUUUGAGUGCUGGUGCCCUUGCAUUACAUUGUAAAAACCUAUUGAGGCCCUAGCAUUACAUUGUAAAAACCCAUUGAGGCCCUAGCAUUACAUUUUACCAUUAGACCUACCUGCAAUUUUGUCCUGUCUAUUUGCUUUUAACAAUAAAACUGAUAUUUAUCCAGA